AACACACCUUCCCAAUGCAAAAACUACAAGCAGGUCCAAGAAAGAAAGUGAAAGGAGGAUAGAUCUAGAUCUCUAAAUCAUUCUAAAUGACUGAGUGAAAUUACACCGAUUCAUCUAAAGAUGCUGUCUGCAAUCAUUUUGAUUGAGAACCUGCGAUGGAUGGUUCCCACAGUUUUUAUGCUGGGAGCUGCCCCAGCAUACAUCAGUGUGUGGGGGGCGUGGAGGCUUGUGUCAUCAGUACUCCCCAGAUGGGUCUACGUCAAAGGAGAUGAUUUCUUGUUUUCAACCUAUCAUAGAAAUCUGCUUUUCUUUUUUGAAAUAAUAACUGGUGUCGAGUUAAUAUUUUAUGGCGACCUUACAGCCCUUAAAGAGUUAGCAAAGGGAGAGAACUGUAUAUACAUGUCUAACCAUCAAAGUACAUUGGACUGGGUAAUAGCUAGUUGCAUAUCUAUGCGUCGUGGAAGUUUGGGUAGAACCCGCUAUGUCUUAAAGGAUGGACUUAAAUUUCUACCUUUUUAUGGGUUUUACUUAGGAAUGCAUGGAUCAUUGUUCGUUAAACGAGCUGGAAAGUUUAGAAAAGAUAAGGCAGAAAAGCAGCUCAGUCGAGAUGCCCAUGAUAAAAAACCUAUGUGGCUUGUUGUUUUUCCUGAAGGGACUCGCUUCAACCCUGAACUAAUAAAUACAAUAGAAAGUAGUAAAGUUUUUGCUACAGAGCAAGGCUUACAGCCCCUUGAGAAUGUUUUGUUUCCAAGAAUUCGAGCCGUACAAGUUUGUAUAGAACAGUUAGGAAAAAGUGUUGAUUCCGUCUAUGAUGUUACAAUAGCAUAUGGAAACACAUACGACUUCAGCACUAAGCAACGACUGCCUGCUCCACCUAUGCAGGAUUUUUUAAUGGGAUCAAGUCCCAGAGUCCAUAUUCACAUUAACAGAAUUCCCAUCUCAGAGGUACCUGUAGAAAAGGAAGAAUUGAAAAGCUGGCUUUAUUCCAGGUUUCAGCUGAAAGACAGAUUGUUGGAGGAGUUUUAUUCAGCUGAAUCUGAAAGUGAGGCCAGGUUUCCUGGUGUACGUAUCAUCAAACCACUGUCAAUGUAUUCACUUUUACCAUCUGUGCUCUUAUGGAGUGGAACCUUUGCUGCUUUCAAUUCAUUCAGAACUGGUCAGCAGGGCUACUGGUCAGUUGGGCUAGGCCUUGCUUGCAUUGGAAUUUUUUGGAUGGCUGUUAGACCUUAAGGAUCUGCUAUGGUACCUCUGUUAGAAGUCUUGAAAGUGUUUUUAAAAUCAAAUUUGUGUCAAGGGUAUCUUACUAUUGAGAAGGUCUUGUGUACGUUUUCUUUUCGUUGUAGGGAUCUCUAAGGUGGAUAAAUUAAAGUGUUAAUGUCAAGGUUAUACAUUUUAUGUGCUGGUAACAUUUCUUAUAGAUUCUAUGAAAAAUUAUAAGGUUGUUAAAUUCUACAAUUAAUGUAAUAAUUGCCAGACACCAGUUUUUGGUGCAAGAUUAUUGUGUUUUAAUUGAUUUUAUUUUAAUAGGUCCUUUGGGGUUAUUUAUGUUAAAAAAUCAAUUCAAUGCAAGUAUUGAAACAUUAACUGGGUACUUUGUUGGCUGAGCGUAUGUAAUUUAAGUCUACUGAUCAGACUGUACUGUUGCUGAUAACAUUUGUAAAGGCGAGGAGCUGCUGUAAAUACAAGAUUUACAUGUUCAUCAAAUAUUUAU
This is a messenger RNA of Physella acuta, 1711 nucleotides long. RefSeq names its product 1-acyl-sn-glycerol-3-phosphate acyltransferase epsilon. Gene Ontology annotation, biological process: phosphatidylinositol acyl-chain remodeling. Gene Ontology annotation, cellular component: mitochondrion; endomembrane system; endoplasmic reticulum. The record is from RefSeq and is a predicted model, not a curated record. Gene Ontology annotation, molecular function: acyltransferase activity. NCBI's taxonomy places the organism in Eukaryota, Metazoa, Mollusca, Gastropoda, Physidae.